Molecule: messenger RNA, 738 nt
Organism: Durusdinium trenchii
Lineage: Eukaryota; Dinophyceae; Suessiales; Symbiodiniaceae
Source: the annotation of a GenBank genome assembly
AUGGAUUUCAACGAAAGCAGUGCGUUGGAGCUGGGAGCAAGCGAACUGGGAACUGUUCUCAGCGUUCCAGAUUCAAGCGAAGUUUUUCUUGUGGAAGAAAGCCAAGCUGGAGAUGAGGUAGCUCUUGAAACGAGCUUUGGACUGGAGUCUUCUGCAUCGGUGCCUUUCCACGAGCUGGAAGAACAGGAAUUGUUUGGAAGCGAAGCGGUUGAGAGAGAUAUUGACCUUGGGCCUUCAGUUGUUUCCGAUUUUUCUGCUUUACUGCCGGAAGUGUCGCAACCUGAAGCAUCUUUGGACGCCUCAUACAAUCCUGAGGACAUUGUGCAGUCAGCGUGGAAGAGCUUGAAAACACAAGAGCUGAAGCUGCCCUGGGAGGAAGGAUUUUGGAGCAAGUUCUUGGAUCCGAAUGUCACUGCUAUGGAUAUGCUUUCUGAAAAUCUCAAAAGGCCUUUUCCUAUUGCAGGGGAUGCAGAUGUGGAGAACGGCGUGCAGGAGGUUGACAGAAGAGUGGUCUCGAAAACAUGCAUCGAGAUCACGGGAUACAUGAAACACAUCCGGGAUAUACCGGAGAGAACAUGGAAAGAGGAGCGUGAGGCAACCUGGGAAAUUGCAAUUCGCAGAUGGGUCGCUUUGUUGGAUCAAUGGGAAGAUUCAGAUUCCUUGCUGUUGCAAACAUUAAAGGUCAAGGGCUCAUUCUCAGAGAAGGCUCAAAUCCUGGUUGAUGUCUUCUUCAACAAA